AUGCUCAUAAGUGCUACGAGCAAUGGUGGGCAGAUGCAUUGUGGAGACAUGGUUUCUAUUAUUGCUGAGCAUCUUGGCCUCUAUUUACCCAAUAACCCAACAAACAUAGUUAUGGGUCGUACUCGUCUAUCAAUUAAUUUUAUGGAAACAAUGCAUCUCUUCCACCGCCUUCCCACUGGGGAUGUUCAUUGGACAGUAGAUGGGAAAGAGUAUCUACGCAUAGACAGAAGAAACAAGAAGAUACUCAAUUUAGCCAAUGACAUUCCAUCAACCACGUGGAAACUCAGAUCCAACAUAGGCUUUACAGUAGAUCAUAGUCCUCCACCCUCUACUCCUCCUGCUCCUACUGCUGGUGCCUCUAGCUCAUCUUGCCCUAUUCUUUUUUCUGAACACAAUCUGUAUAUGGGCGAAUUUUCACGUUUGAACCAUCGUUACACCAAUCUACAACCAUGA
Lactuca saligna is the source of this 453-nucleotide messenger RNA. The record is from the annotation of a GenBank genome assembly. NCBI's taxonomy places the organism in Eukaryota, Viridiplantae, Streptophyta, Magnoliopsida, Asterales, Asteraceae.